AUGGAUGAUGAUGAUGAUGAAAAUGAUACUCGUAGUCAAAUGAUGUUAAAUGAUACAACAACUGGUUCAUUUGGAACUGCUCACUUUCUUCAAUCAUCAAUUAAAUCACAUGGUACAGCAAGUGGUACAUUUGGAAAUGCUCAUCUUCUUCAAUCAUCAAUUAAACUACAUAGUACACAUAGUAAUACAUUUGAACCUGCUCAUUUUCCUCAUUCAUUAAUUCAAUCAAGUAGCACAACAAGUAGUGCAUUUGAACCUGCUCAUUUUUCUCAAUCAUCAAUUCAACGACGUAGUACAACAACUAGUACAUUUCAAGGUCCUCAGGUAACCCUUCACUCGCUUCAACUUCAAAAUACAAUUAUUGAGAGAUUCGCAUCAGCUUAA
Messenger RNA from Rotaria sordida, 384 nucleotides. Lineage: Eukaryota; Metazoa; Rotifera; Eurotatoria; Philodinida; Philodinidae. The record is from the annotation of a GenBank genome assembly.